Messenger RNA from Rhinocladiella mackenziei CBS 650.93, 2097 nucleotides. RefSeq lists its product as uncharacterized. The record is from RefSeq and is a predicted model, not a curated record. Gene Ontology annotation, molecular function: glycosyltransferase activity. Lineage: Eukaryota; Fungi; Ascomycota; Eurotiomycetes; Chaetothyriales; Herpotrichiellaceae. The coding region runs from base 1 to 2097 and encodes 698 amino acids. The transcript has 6 exons.
AUGGGUGACCCAGCAACGAGAAGACCUAGUAUCGUGGUUCAACGGGACUUCGUGUCACAUGUGCCCGAGUACCAUCGAAGACGAUCCUUGAGUAUUCAGCAGCAGUCUGACAGUGUGGACAUUGGAACCAGCUUGAGUGAAUUCUGGGCGGGCAUAGCAAUUCAAGAAGAAUCCCCCAGAGCCGUCAAAGUCGGCAUCGCCGUGCACGAUGGAACGUACAGCGUGGAUUUCGCUGUCCACCGUAUCUCUCUGGAUGAUGACCAGGAAAAAGACGAAAACUCAGACUGGAUCGCUGAUCAUUUGAUCACUCAGCUCUCCGUGUAUAGAAAAGAACACGUGUGCAAAAUCCUGGGGGCCGGUAUCCUCUUGGAUCUUCACAAGAAGAGCCCAUCACUCUGCUCCAGGCUCUGGUUAGAGCUGGACAUGGUGCCAAUCGUGGUCGAAUCGAAUCCAGUGCUGCAAGUUCAGAGGAUCUCGAAGAAUGUCCCGAAACUGCUGAAUAAUGUCGAUGAAAUUGCCGAUUCUGCUGCAAGAAAAUGUUUAGCACUGUACGCACCAACGAAACAACCCCGCCUAGCAAUCAGCUAUCGUAAUCAAGUCGAAGUGGACUUAGCAGGCAUGAUUCAGUUGACCACUCUUGACGAUUACGAGAAAUCCGUCAGACCACCGACUUGGAGGGCAGUCCAGAAAUACGUCAAGGAUGUUGUCGAUCGCAAGCUCAGAAUCGUCUUCUUCAGUGCUACACCGCAGGGAGGAGGAGUCGCCUUGAUGCGCCAUGCCCUACUCAGAUUUUUGGACCUCCAAGGCGUUAACGUUGAAUGGUUCGUACCCAAACCGAGGCCAGACGUCUUUCGAAUCACCAAGACAAACCACAAUAUUCUGCAAGGUGUUGUCCCACCUGAUGUACGCGCCACGGAUGGACAUCUUGCAAAGAUCAAACAAUGGAUUAUCGACAAUGCGGAACGCUACUGGCUUGGUGAAGAAGGGCCGCUCAGAGCACCGGAAGAGGGAGGUGCGGAUGUUGUCAUUAUCGACGACCCUCAAAUGCCAGAGCUUAUUCCAAUUGCAAGGAAGAUGUCGCCUGAGCGUCCUAUUAUUUUCCGGAGUCAUAUUGAGGUCCGCGACGAUUUGGUCCGGGAGGACGGAAGUGCCGCUCAACAUGUUUGGCGAAAUAUGUGGUCCAGCAUCAAACAAGCCGACAUUUUCCUCAGCCACCCUGUCCGGUCGUUCGUCCCGAAUGAUGUUCGGAAAGAGACUCUUGGUUGGCUUCCGGCUACCACAGAUUGGCUUGAUGGCUUGAACAAAACCAUGGAUGAAUGGGAUCUGCAAUACUACUUCCACGUCCUACGACAAACCUGCCAAGCCCAAGGUAUUCCACAGCUCGCAUAUCCUCAACGUGGCUUCUUCACUCAGAUCGCACGCUUCGACCCUUCAAAGGGUAUACCCGACGUUAUCGAAAGUUACGCCAAGUUCUGCAAGCUCAUGAAGGACGAACCGAAGAGAAAUAUCCAGCAACUGGUCCUCUGCGGCCACAGCUCCGUGGAUGAUCCCGACGGAAGUCUGAUUUACGAUCAAACAAUGAACUUGAUCCUCAGGCAUCACCCGGACUUGAUUGAGGAUAUUGUAGUUGUCCGACUCGGACCAAGUGAUCAGAUCUUGAACGCCAUCAUGUCUCUGUGCACUGUGGCCUUACAGCUCUCCACACGGGAAGGAUUUGAGGUCAAAGUCUCCGAAGCCCUGCACAAGGGCAAACCCGUCAUCGCCACUCUGGCCGGCGGCAUUCCACUUCAAGUCGAGCACGGAAAGAGCGGCUUUCUUGUUCGACGAGGCGACCACGACGCCGUGGCCCAACAUCUCUACGACCUCGUCAAUGACUAUGACCUGUAUGAAAGAAUGAGCGAGUAUGCCAUGACCCAUGUCAGCGAUGAGGUGCAAACAGUCGGAAAUGCCCUCAGUUGGCUGUACCUCGCCUCAUCUCUAGCUGGAGGUAAGACAUUGAAGCCGAAUGAGAGAUGGAUCAACGACAUGGCGCGGGAAGCAGCUGGGGAACCAUACGAGGAUGGAGAGCCGCGUUUGCCGCGGCAUCUAUCUACCUAA